AUGGGUGCAGCUGGUGGAGUAUUUCUACGCUUCUGCGGGCUCCUUAUUCGUGUACUGCAAUUCCUUGACGCCGCCGUCAUCCUCGGUAUCUUCUCAUACUACCUCGCUAUCCUCUCAAAACAUGAUCAAACCAUCGAUACAUGGCUGAAGGCCGUUGAAGGCCUGUCCGGUGCAGCCACAUUAUACAGUCUGCUCGGAAUACUCUUCGUCUGCUGCCUUGGUGGCGUUACAUUCUUCGCUUUUCUCGGCGUGGUCUUCGACGUCCUCUUCACUGGUGCUAUGGUAGCCAUCGCUGUUUUGACUCGCAAGGGUACCAACAGCUGCACUGGUCAAGUCGACACCCCCAUCGGCUCAGGCAAGGCAAGCGACGAGAGCCCUUCCAAGCUCAGUUACGGCAUGGCCUGCAAGUUAGAGAAGGUCGUGUUCGCAGUUUCGGUGAUUGGAAUCUUCUUCUACCUGAUCUCAAUCCUCUUCCAGGUCCUUUUGGCUCGCCACCACAAGCGCGAGAAGCGCUUCGGUCCUUCCCCUGCCAACGGCUACACUUCUGGUAGCCGCAAGUGGUUCUGGAGCCGCAACAAGAACAACCCCGAGACCAACGGUGACAAUGCUUUGCCAGGUCACCCCACUCCCGCUGAUGUGGAGUAUGGAACCGAUCCUAAGGCUGAGAAAGGCUGGUUCGGUGGUUGGGGACGCAACAAGAAUGCCGCUGCUGCGAACGGCACCACUGCGACGAGUGCCGCCAAUGGCAAUGGAUAUGGAUAUGGCAACUCUGCUUACACUGGUAACUACUGA
Penicillium longicatenatum is the source of this 792-nucleotide messenger RNA. RefSeq lists its product as uncharacterized. The record is from RefSeq and is a predicted model, not a curated record. The transcript is spliced from 2 exons. The coding region runs from base 1 to 792 and encodes 263 amino acids. NCBI's taxonomy places the organism in Eukaryota, Fungi, Ascomycota, Eurotiomycetes, Eurotiales, Aspergillaceae.